Molecule: messenger RNA, 2001 nt
Organism: Trifolium pratense (red clover)
Lineage: Eukaryota; Viridiplantae; Streptophyta; Magnoliopsida; Fabales; Fabaceae
Product: protein CYCLOPS
Exons: 11
Coding region: 299-1846 (515 amino acids)
Biological process (GO): arbuscular mycorrhizal association
Cellular component (GO): nucleus
Molecular function (GO): sequence-specific DNA binding
Source: RefSeq, a predicted model, not a curated record
AUGACAAAAAAAUCAGAAAAAAUAUUUACUAUUGAAUCUGUCAUACACAGUAAUUAGUUUUUUUGUAGGGACAUGUUUCCAUAAUUGUUGCAUGUUAAUUAGUAGUUUCUAUGUUUUUGUGAUAAAACAGUUCAUAAACUCAUAGUGGUUAAGUCUUUCUUUAUUUCCUAUUCUUGACAUAAUUUGAAGAAUUGGUUUGAGUUGAAAUUUUUUAGAGUAUUCAUUCAUUCUCUUGUUUUUUGAGAAGAGAAUUUUUAUGUAUGAUAAGGAAUUCAGCUGAAAUUUUUCAAGUGUUGAAAUGGAAGGUAGAGGGUUUUCUGGUUUAUUCAAGAAUUCAAGUGAAGAGUUGUUUUUGAAGACAGUGAUGGAGAGUCCUAUCGGUAUGCCGGUACCUACCAUGGAUAUGAUAGGCUUCAAGACUGUUUCACAAAGCUUUCGCGCAGAUAGCGAGGAGCUUUUCAAACGCUGGCUAACAACUGAUCAAGAGGGAUAUAAUUCAACAAGCAUGGGACUUAACAGUCGAUUAUCGAAAAGAAUAUCCACUGAAAUAGUUAAUAUGUCUAAUCAGCAACAUGUUGGUGUCGCUUCAGACGGAAGAAACAAUGAUAAAUCAUGCAUACAAAAUAACUUUUUGGCAAAUGAUGUUUCAGAUGAUUUCAAUUUUCCAAUCCGAGAUCCUGUUGAUAGAGAAUUGCAAUCUAGUAACUUGUUUCUAGCCAAGGCCUGGUUUCUUACCGAUCAAAGGAUGACAAGAAGCCGGUCUUCUGAAUUGCGGCGAAGGUAUACCGAAAUGCAAAAUACUCAAGUCCCACAAGGAUUGGAUUCGAUGUUCAUCGCUCCUAAGCACGAUACUAACACUAUAAAAGAAGAACUUGCAACUUUCAAUGGUUUCGAUUACCUAUCUAUGUGUGAGUUACCAAGCCAAAACCAAAAGGGCUCAUUCAUGUCUCAAUCAAACUCGUCUUCAUCUACCUUCAACACACAUCAAUUGGUCGAUGUAGAUAAAGUUUCAUCUUGUGUAAGUAUGCUAAAAGGUACAUUGCAGCGAAAGAGACUCGAAUGCCAUGUCGAAAAAGCUGCAGAAGAGGGCUUAAAUGAAAUUUUUUGUAUUCGAGAACCUCUAUUCGAAUCUGAUUUUAACGAAGGACAUGAAAAUUGGAGUCAACAAAAUCUAGUAAAUGUUCAAGGAGAUUUUACUGAUCAAGUUAAGGAUUCUGGAGUCAUGCAAACACUUGAAGGAACCACAAACUUUGUCUUAGAUGGUUUUGCAAAUCAAAUGAACCAAAUACACGGAGGAACAGCUUCCGGAGAACCUUCUCAAAGUGAAUCAUCUGCUGCUGCACCAGUACUGUCAUCUGGUUUAGAUGCCUGUGAAGGUCCUAGCAACUCGAAUCAAACACUUUGUGAUAGCUCGUGGAAACAAGCGGGCGAAAGCACUCAAAAUAGAGCCAAAGGUGUCAGAGAACAAAUAAUCGAUAAUCUGAAAGAUGACAGAAAGAAGAGAAGUCUUGAAAGAUAUGGAUCUAUAACAUCAGCUGUUUCAGAUGACAAGUUAGACCCUACAAAAAAGCGAAGGGUGGAGCGCUCAAGAAAAAUGGCUGAGGCAAAGGAAAGAAAUUUGACACCAACAAUCCCUUCAGAUAUGCAAGCUGUCUUGAAGCGAUGUGAAAACCUUGAGAAGGAAGUUCGAUCACUAAAGCUUAAUCUGUCCUUCAUGAAUAGGAAGGAUUCUGAACAAACAAAGCAGAUAGAGGACCUUCAGAAGCAGAAUGAAGACUUGACAGAUGAAAAGGAGCGCCUCCUCGAAGAGAUUGAAAGAAUUCUAGCAGAAUCUGGAAAGAUUUAAUGUUUUAUUUCCCUAUUAUAUCCUUAUACUCCUAAAAAAAACAGUUCUUAGACAAGCCAAAAAUCUUAUCACAGGUAACUUGUGGAUGAAACAAUGAACCUAUAGAGACUAAUGGCAAAAUAUAAAUGCAUGGAAUCUUUCAGUUAUUAGUAUGA